AUGACAGCAUUGAGUAUGAUUAAUGUCCACGAAUUUGCCGAAACUCCUCGUCCUACAACGAAUAUGAUAAAAUACAUUGGUGGCGCGGCAGUGGUUCAGCCGAAACCAUUGGGAAAAGAAUUGGAUAAUUUGCUGAACCUACGGAACCGGACCGUACUAUUUUCCAUGGGAUCUGUAGCGCGAUCAGUGGAUAUGCCAGCAUGGAUGAAGAAUGACAUCUUGGAGACGUUCGACUCGUUUCCUGACGUUACAUUCAUUUGGAAGUACGAAGGUGACGACAUAUUCUUCCAAUCGCAUCCGAACACUUAUCCGCUCAAAUGGAUUCCCCAGAUAGAUUUAUUAGGGGACAAACGACUUUCUCUAUUCGUCACACAUGGUGGAAUGAACUCAUUGUUAGAAGCAAUGUUUUACGGAAAGCCGGUGAUUGUUGUACCACUAUUUGCCGAUCAGCAGUAUAACUCAAAUAUUAUCCAAAAAAGAGGUAUUGGAAUUGUUGUUGAGAAGAACAAACUCAAUAAGGAAACGUUGACGAAAGGUAUUCAGAGAAUUUUAGGUGAUAGAAAAAUCACUCGAGAAGCAGCUUUUGUUGCAUCGAUGCUUAAAGGACGACCUCAGCAGUAUCGUGAAGAUAUCGCCAAAUGGGCUAACUUCAUCAUUGAACACGGCAGAAUGGAUCAUUUGAUUCUGCAUUCACGAAGCAUGAGCUUCAUACAGAUUUUUGUCCCUAUGGCUACUUAG
Messenger RNA from Strongylus vulgaris, 738 nucleotides. NCBI's taxonomy places the organism in Eukaryota, Metazoa, Nematoda, Chromadorea, Rhabditida, Strongylidae. The record is from the annotation of a GenBank genome assembly.